AUGCUCCCUUCGGUGUUUCUUCUGCUUUUAUUCUUCCUCAGUCAAAGUUCGUCAAGAAAAAAUUCACUGAAACCACUUCGUGCUUUCAAUCGAAAAAUUAAUCGAAGUCCUAAUCAAGGUCCUUACUAUGCGCAACCGGAACAGAUUGCUCUUAGUUAUGGAGGUAAUGUAUCCGCCAUGUGGAUAACUUGGCUUACUUAUAAUGACACCUUUUCAUCAAUUGUGGAAUAUGGCAUCAAUGAUUUAAGAUGGUCUGUUAAAGGCAGUUCUGUUCUAUUCAUCGAUGGUGGCAAGCAAAGAAGUAGGCGAUAUAUACACCGAGUUCUACUGACCGGUUUGAUACCCGGAACUAUUUACCAGUACCAUGUUGGUUCGGAAUACGGCUGGAGUUCAAGUUAUCGAUUCAAAGCGAUGCAAAACUUAACAAAUCAUGAAUAUAUAUAUGCAGUUUAUGGAGAUCUUGGCGUUGUAAAUGCUCGGUCACUCGGAAAAAUACAACAACAAGCACAGCGGUCACUAAUCGACGCUGUUUUACAUAUUGGUGACAUGGCAUAUAACUUGGAUACUGAUGAAGGACAAUUUGGUGAUCAAUUCGGCAGACAAAUUGAACCGGUAGCAGCUUACGUACCGUAUAUGAUGGUUGUCGGUAACCAUGAACAGGCAUAUAACUUCUCUCACUAUGUCAACCGGUAUACCAUGCCGAAUAGUGAACACAACCUUUUUUAUAGUUUUGAUCUUGGUACUGCUCAUUUUAUUGCCAUAUCAACCGAAUUUUAUUAUUUCACUGAAUAUGGCUCUAUACAAAUAGCGAAUCAGUGGAAAUGGCUUACUGAAGAUUUAAAGCGCGCAUCUGCAAACCGUGACAAAUAUCCAUGGAUUAUAACAAUGGGACAUCGACCGAUGUAUUGCUCGAAUUACGAUUCCGAUGAUUGCACUAAAUACGAAUCGCGAGUACGUUCGGGCGUGCCUGGAACACAUCGUUACGGUUUUGAAAAAUUGUUUUAUACAUAUGGAGUUGACUUAGAAAUUUGGGCGCACGAACAUUCCUAUGAACGCAUGUGGCCAUUAUACAAUCGUACCGUUUAUAAUGGUACCAAGGAACCAUAUACCGAUCCUCCAGCACCUGUACAUAUCAUUUCAGGAUCUGCUGGAUGCCAAGAAUAUACCGAUCCAUUUGUACCCCAGCCAUCUCCGUGGAGUGCAUUUCGUUCCUCAAACUAUGGCUUUGGUCGACUUCAUAUAUUUAAUGCAACCCAUCUCUACUUCGAGCAAGUAUCUGCAUCAAAGGAAGAAACGGAAGACAGUUUCUGGUUGAUCAAACAUAAGCACGGUCCUUACACCUUUGAGCAUCGCAAACAAAUGAAGCAGUUUGGUACCUAUGUACCUUGA
Brugia malayi is the source of this 1389-nucleotide messenger RNA. RefSeq lists its product as uncharacterized. NCBI's taxonomy places the organism in Eukaryota, Metazoa, Nematoda, Chromadorea, Rhabditida, Onchocercidae. The record is from RefSeq and is a predicted model, not a curated record. The transcript has 11 exons. Gene Ontology annotation, molecular function: acid phosphatase activity; metal ion binding. Bases 1 to 1389 code for a protein of 462 amino acids.